Messenger RNA from Callorhinchus milii (elephant shark), 2814 nucleotides. Its product is annotated as SH3 and cysteine-rich domain-containing protein 2. NCBI's taxonomy places the organism in Eukaryota, Metazoa, Chordata, Chondrichthyes, Chimaeriformes, Callorhinchidae. Gene Ontology annotation, molecular function: protein binding. The transcript is spliced from 11 exons. Gene Ontology annotation, biological process: positive regulation of voltage-gated calcium channel activity; positive regulation of protein localization to plasma membrane; skeletal muscle contraction. Bases 40 to 1359 code for a protein of 439 amino acids. Gene Ontology annotation, cellular component: extrinsic component of cytoplasmic side of plasma membrane. The record is from RefSeq and is a predicted model, not a curated record.
UGGAGCCCAAGUUGUGCCGAGUGUCGCGGCGCGGCUCUGAUGGCGAGAGAGCACCAGGAACCUGUCCCGCUCUCUGCCCCACACCCACACACACACACACACACACACAGCGCUGGGAUUACACCCCACCACCACCACACACACACCAUGACAGAGAACAGCGAGACCGACAGCGAGCCCCAGAGCACAGAGCUCCAGAGGUCACCUGGAUCCGUGUCCAGCCAACAGGAAACCAAGCUUCAGAGGCUGAAGAGAUCGCUGUCCUUCAAGACAAUCCUGAGGAGCAAGAGUGUUGAGAACUUCUUCCAGCGUUCGAACAGCGAGGUGAAAUUUCCCGAGUUGCUGCCACCACCAAACAGUCCUCCCACCCCACCUCCACCCUCCCCCAACCCGUCCGAGAGCUGCCCCAACCAGCAGCAACCCCCCACACAGGUCUCCCAGAAGCCCUCCAUGCCCUCCAAGCCCAUGAGGAUGCACAAUUUUCAAGAACAUGUCUUCAAAAAGCCCACGUUUUGCAACAUCUGCCAUCACAUGAUCGUAGGUUACUCCAAGAGAGGAUUCAGAUGCAAGAUUUGCAAAUUGAAUGCACACCCGCAGUGUGGAGAGGACGCUGCACAGCAACAGUGCACCGGAAAGAUGCCCAUGGGAUUUCGGCGGAAUUUCAGCUCCCCGCUUCUCAUCCACGAACCAUACAGAUUUGUUAAGGAGGCCAUGCCGAUAGCGACCAGCAGUAAAGUGGACCCAGUGUACGAAGCCCUGCGGUUUGGCACAUCUCUUGCCCAGAUGAGUAGGUCAAGCUUUGGGAGUCUGUCUGAAUCUCCGACAAAACACCUGGGUGAGAAUGGAGACAUUGAAGAAGAGCCGGAUCUCACCACUACAUGUUUGGAAGAGGUUGGGGAGGAGGAGAGUGUGCCAAAACCCACAGAGAAUGGAAAUGUCCCGACAGAGGAGAAAAGCCCUCUGCCCAUUCAGGUCAGGAAGCUCUCCGUACGGAAGGACAUGCUUCAGAUGCACACAUACGUGGCGCUCUACAAGUUCGUACCACAGGAGCACAAUGACCUGGAGCUGCAGCCGGGAGACAGGAUCGUAGUCACAGACGAUGCCAAUGAAGAUUGGUGGAAGGGCAAAAUCAGAGACCGGAUCGGAUUUUUUCCCGCUAACUUUGUGCAGCGGGUCAGACCCGGGGAGAGAGUCUGGCAGUGCAACAGGGCGUUUCAGGGGAGCAAAGAGCAGGGACAGCUGAUGCUGAAAGAGUUCCAGGUGUGUGUUGGCCGAGGGGACGAGACGACCCACUUUAUCAGGGUUUGCAGUGGGAAGAAGAAAGGGCUUGUGCCCAUAGAUAUUCUGGAUGAAAUCUGACUUUGGUUUCUAACCUCAGCACAAGCUGAUGGCUUUCACACCGCCUGUGAUUCGCCCAGCAUUUCAGCUUUGGGGUUUCUUCGCAUCCACGUCUAACCCACUCUUCACCUCUGUCGGCCUCUCACUGUUCAGAGUCGCUGGGGAAAUGGCACCUGAGAUGUUGAUGUGCAUUAGUGUCUCGUUCCCCACUUCUCCACACACACACACACACACACACACUUACACUUGCCCAAGUGACUCCGUUCAGGACUACAGAUCUGCCCUUCACCACUCAUUGCGGCCAGAAGUUCUAUUCCACCCAUCACCACAAUAUCCACCCUUUACUCUUCGCCAGAACAAAAAUGUGUAUGUUUAAAAAGCAACAAAUAUUCACAAUGACAAUUGUCUUUCUCACUGAACCACCACUGUUUGGACUUUAAUAGAUCUCACACUUCGGAGAUCAUCAGAAGUUGGAGCCAUUCCCCAUUGACAACAUCAACAUUUAACACUGCGAGAUUUUAUUCCUGUAUUAUUUUUUUUUGGUUGGGGAGAAGAUUGGGGGGAUUGUGGGGACAAUUUUAUCCCCAAGAAAUGCCACUCACUCUUAUCCUUUGGGGGUUAGAGAAUGGUGCAAAAUGGUGUAAGAUUCUUAAACCCAGCCUGACUUUGGGGACUGUUUUUCCAAAGUCCUUAAACAGGAACUGGCUUCCAAUUUCAGACCGAUUCUUCCAUUUAAAGGCAAAACAGACUUGCAGGCCAAGACUGGGUGGCAUUUGGGGCCUGGUGGGGUAGGAUAUUAAAGGCCUGGGUCAGGUUCAGCCCAGACUGUUGGGAGGAAGGACUAAGGGUUGGGAAAAUGAAAUGAGUUUUGAAAACUGAGACGUCAGCGCGGAAGGAGACCGCUGGGCUCUUCGUGUCUGUGUUGUGUUCUGGGAAUCGAGUCUGUAUCUCAUCGGGUGGGGGCAGGGAUAUCAAAUGCAAGGAUUAUCAUUGCUGCUGUUAUCACAGUGUCAUUAAUGGAAUGGAAAUUGUCAAACCCGAGGGAAUGAGGAUAAGGAUAAAUUUGGUUUUCCAGACUGCUAUUUUUGUAUUCCUUUUAUGUCCUGUUCCCAUCACACAGAGCAGGAUGUCACCACUCUGCAAAACCUUGAGGAAAAAAGUUACUUUUCAUAAUCUUCUACCAGAUCAAGGGAAAUCAAAUGGCUCUUCUUAUUAAGAAAUCCAUUCAGAAAUUAGACACUGUUUGUUAGUUAGUUAAUUAGUGGGGGGGGAGGAUUAUUAAAGAUUUCAGCCUGUUUAAUAAAGGUUAAAAUAUUUAUAUGUGUAUUUUUGUACAUUGCACCGCCCCCUGCCCGGCUAGUGUUAAAGGAAACGGUCCCAUGCGUUUUUCCGCACAAACUCAACACUGGGGAUGAAAUUAGACUAGAAUACAAUAAUAAUCUUUGCAAUUGAUACAGCGGCUUAUCAUGUUGUUGA